Molecule: messenger RNA, 225 nt
Organism: Dibothriocephalus latus
Lineage: Eukaryota; Metazoa; Platyhelminthes; Cestoda; Diphyllobothriidea; Diphyllobothriidae
Source: the annotation of a GenBank genome assembly
AUGCCUGAUCGUCUGGGCUUCUUCAAUCAGCGCGGAUUGACGAUCUCGGCAGCCAAGUCGUCCGUCAGUGCUUUCACGCUGGACCCGAAGGAGUUAAAUCGUCACCCGGCUAUCAUCGUCAACGCUGAGGUUUUGCCGCUGGUUCGUAAGCCCGAGCACCUUGGCGUCCGUUUAGAUCCGCUCUUCACGUUCGCGAACCAUGAGAGGGAGGUCGGAAGAAAGUGA